AUGCAAAUCGUUUUCCCGGCAGAAGCAACUCAGAGCACCCACGGUUCUCAUGGCAUCAAAAUAAACGAAACGGUAACGUAUGAUUUUACAAAUCAAACCUAUGCAUCGAUAAUGGCUGAAGAUUGGCCGAGUAUGUUCACCUAUCCAAAUUGCCAUGGUUUUCCCAAAGCUCCGACUGAUCAUUACGGGAGUGCUUUGGUACUUCGGCCGACUAAAUCAGGCGAAGAAGUUUGGAAAGAUUUCAACACUCAUUUCUAUAAGGGAGAGUGCCAAGAGUACUAUCACAAAAUUAUGGAUUUUGUGGAUAAAUUCUUAGACGAAUACAAAGGAUUUUCAAAGUUUGUUUUGGUGUGGCUAUCGAGGAUAGCACAUAAUUCCGCCAGCGGAUUGUAUCGAACUGAUAAAUAUUUCUCUAAAUUUUUUCGCAAAAAUGUCGAGAAUUUAAACAAUUCUUUCUUAUUUGUAAUGGGUGAUCAUGGAUUACGGUUUGGGAGAUUUCGAAGGACCGGUACUGGAUACAACGAAGACAAUAAUCCAUUACUUAUGGUAGCAGUUCCACAAUAUUUGCGUUCGAAUGAGCAGCUUAUUUUAAAUUUAAAAAGCAAUUCUCGAAGACACACAUCCCAAUAUGAUAUUUACGCUACACUCUAUGAUAUAGCACGAUAUGCAAAGAAAAAAAGUUUCCAGAAUUGGGAUGAACAUGAUUUCAGCGAAGAACUUGGCAAGGUAAGAGGUGGAAUCCGAGCAAGAAGUCUUCUAAGACCCAUUCAAUAUGAUAGGACAUGUGAAGAAAUGGAAAUUCCGGAUCAAUUCUGUAUCUGCGAAAAACAGUGGCACACGAUCGAUAUUCACGAUGAAAAUGUUAUGAAAGCUGCUCAGUUCACUGUUAAUGCAAUUAAUAAUUUCUUGAAAAAGAAAGGAGCAGGCGAAAAAUGCGAAAUACUUCAUUUAAAAGAAGUGGUUUCGGCAGAAUAUAUCAAGGAACAACCGUUACUGAAAGUAGUAGUUAGUGCCUCACCAAGUGAUGGGAGAUACGAAACACAAUUGUUGAAGAAAGCAGAGAGUUUCGAAAUACCUGGAAAAAUUGUUCGAGUGAAUAGUUACGGUAGCCAAAGUCACUGUGUGGAUAAUGAUGACAUUCGCCCACUGUGUUACUGUCGACAACAAUUGAAAGGAAUGAAUGACCACUUUGUGUAA
Molecule: messenger RNA, 1197 nt
Organism: Brugia malayi
Lineage: Eukaryota; Metazoa; Nematoda; Chromadorea; Rhabditida; Onchocercidae
Exons: 9
Coding region: 1-1197 (398 amino acids)
Source: RefSeq, a predicted model, not a curated record